Messenger RNA from Diachasmimorpha longicaudata, 2678 nucleotides. Its product is annotated as glucose dehydrogenase [FAD, quinone]. The coding region runs from base 166 to 1974 and encodes 602 amino acids. Gene Ontology annotation, molecular function: oxidoreductase activity, acting on CH-OH group of donors; flavin adenine dinucleotide binding. The transcript has 7 exons. The record is from RefSeq and is a predicted model, not a curated record. NCBI's taxonomy places the organism in Eukaryota, Metazoa, Arthropoda, Insecta, Hymenoptera, Braconidae.
GGAGAUGGUGGAGCCCCUGUCGAAUAAUCCGCUGGCGAGCAAGGAGAAUGUGCGCGCCAGGAGGAUCUAGUUGGUUUCUGGCCGUGGGACCGCAAGAACCCCAACAUCCACUCGUUUGCUCAGUGCAUUGUUUUUGUUUGUUCAUCGAGGGAGAUUGUUUCGAGAAUGAGUUGUCAAUGUCCACUGACAACAGCGCCGGGUCCUACUCUGGCAUCGACAUGCGGUGGGCCUUCCUUCAUGCUGUUCAUGGGCCUUCUGGAAGUUUUCCUGAGGAGCCAGUGCGACCUGGAAGACCCCUGCAAUCGGCCGCAGCCGCCGCCCCGAGUCGACUCAAGUUAUGAUUUUGUUGUCAUCGGAGGAGGAAGUGGAGGUGCCACUGUGGCAGCUAGACUCUCAGAGGAGCCGACCUUUUCGGUUCUCCUACUGGAGGCAGGCAUGGAUGAGCCCACAGGUACCCAGAUUCCCUCUUUCUUCUUCAAUUUCUUGGGAAGCGACAUUGAUUGGAACUACAAUACAGAGCCUGAGGAGGAGGCCUGCCUUAAUAAAGAGAGUAGGAGGUGUUACUGGCCGAGAGGAAAAGUUCUCGGUGGAACCAGUGUAAUGAAUGGAAUGACGUACAUGCGAGGAUCUCGGAAAGAUUACGACGAUUGGGCGCGAUUGGGCAAUACCGGCUGGUCCUACCAGGAUGUAUUACCAUACUUUUUACGUAGUGAAGACAAUGCCCAGAUCAAUGACAUGGAUUACAGCUACCACUCAACCGGAGGCCCAUUAACCGUGACGCAUUUUCCCUACCAUCCACCUCUCAGUCGGGCCCUUGUCGAUGCCGGCCGAGAGCUGGGGUACAAAGCCGUGGAUUUGAAUGGUAGAAGCCACACCGGGUUCAUGAUAGCCCAGACAACAUCGAGAAAUGGGUCGAGACUGUCAACAUCACGAGCAUUCCUCCGACCAGCUCGUAAUCGUCGAAAUCUCCACGUUAUGCUAAAUUCAACAGCCACGAGGAUCCUGUUUGACCAGAAUAAACAGGCUGUUGCAGUUGAAUUUGUCCACGACGAUCAACUGCAUCGUGUCAAUGUCCGCAAGGAGGUCGUUAUCAGCGGAGGCGCCGUCAAUUCUCCCCAAAUUCUAUUGAACAGCGGCAUUGGCCCAAGAGACGAGCUGUCGUCGAUCGGAGUCCCAACUGUUCAACAUUUGCCCGGAGUCGGGAAAAAUCUUCACAAUCACGUUGCCUAUGCCUUAGCCUUUACUAUCAACGAUACUGACACAACACCUCUCAAUUGGGCAACCGCAAUGGAGUAUUUGUUGUUCAGAGAUGGUCUCAUGUCAGGAACUGGAAUCUCGGAGGUGACAGCAAUGAUAAACACGAAAUACGCCAAUCCUCAAGACGAUCACCCGGACAUUCAAUUGAUCUUCGGUGGAUAUCUAGCAGAUUGCGCUGAAACAGGAAUGGUGGGUGAGAAAAAGGGUGGAAAGAGGAGUGUUUACAUAAUUCCAACACUCCUCCACCCCAAGAGUCGUGGGUACCUCAGAUUGAAAAACAAUAAUCCGCUAUCGAAGCCCCUGAUCUUCCCGAAGUAUCUGACUCAUCCGGACGACGUGGGCGGUCUGAUCGAGGGUAUUAAAUUCUCUAUAAGACUCGCGCAAACCCGCACACUCUCACGAUACGCCUUCGAGCUCGAUAAAACCCCAGUCAAGGGCUGUGAGAACUUGAAGUUCGGUUGUGAUGCAUACUGGGAGUGUGCUAUUAAGCACGACACCGCCCCGGAGAACCAUCAGGCGGGUUCUUGCAAAAUGGGCCCCGAUAACGAUCCACUGGCCGUCGUUGAUAAUCAACUGAGGGUGAGGGGGGUCCGGGGGGUGCGAGUCGCUGACACCAGUAUUAUGCCUAGGGUUACAUCGGGGAAUACCAAUGCACCCGCUAUUAUGAUCGGGGAACGGGCUGCUGAUUUUAUCAAGACAACGUGGAUCGGUUCAUGAGGAAUGAGUGAUUAUUUUUCUCGCUGCACUGCUCUUCAUUUUUUCUCCUCCAGGAACUCAUACCAGCCCUCUUCGAAACUAGCAAAUGUGAAAAACACUGCGGAAAAAUAUCAAUCGAGACCUUGUGGGAUUUUUUAUACUCGUGGAGAGUCGGUCAGUGUUGUAGAUCGCGAAAUGAUGGCCCGAAAGUGCCACCAGUGAAAUUUCCAUGGAAAUUUCAGUAGCUUAGCAGAAAAUAACUAGAGCCGAUUUCGGUUCAUUGAGUCUUUACUCGGAAAAGUUUCAAGAGCGAAAUAUUGUCCACCAAAAAAAAAAAAAAAUACCGCCUAGAAAUGCUGUGCUUGUCCUAAAAACGAGGACAAUUUCGUCAUGACAAGUAAUUUCUCACCUUAAAUAAAAUUUAAUUAAUUUAUUUAAUAUUUUUAUACCUAAUUUCUUGGCGUAAUCUUUUUUUAGUCUGAACUAUAGUGCGCUUGAUCACUUUUAAUCAUGAAUUACACGAUAAGAGCGAAACUAUUCUUCUGAAAGGCAAUCUCUUCUGAAUAUAGAUAUAAGAAUCAAACUGUUCCCUAAUUUUUACUGAAUAAGUUCCUCCGUGUGGGGUUACCACAUAAGUUUAGAAGGAACAAAAAAAUUAGAUAAGAGAGAUAAAAUAAACAGUACAUGAUUUGUAAAUAUGUUUGUUGUUUAUCAUUGACUCGAUU